Chanos chanos (milkfish) is the source of this 6552-nucleotide messenger RNA. It is a transcript of the gene arfgef3, whose product is annotated as ARFGEF family member 3. Gene Ontology annotation, biological process: regulation of ARF protein signal transduction. Lineage: Eukaryota; Metazoa; Chordata; Actinopteri; Gonorynchiformes; Chanidae. Gene Ontology annotation, molecular function: guanyl-nucleotide exchange factor activity. The transcript has 34 exons. The record is from RefSeq and is a predicted model, not a curated record. Bases 1 to 6552 code for a protein of 2183 amino acids.
AUGGAGGAAAUACUGCGAAAGCUUCAGAGGGAGGCGUCUGGAGGUAAAUACAGACCAAUUCGAGAUGCCUGUGUUUUGGCCUAUGAAACCUUUGAAACAGAGAGUGGCUCUGUCAAGAUUUCUCCAUCUAAACUCAGGGAGAGAUGCCUGUUCCCUCUUCAACUUGCUCUGGAGUCCAAAAACAUCAAACUGGCCCAGAUGGCACUCACAGGAAUGCAGAAAAUGCUGUGUGAGGAUUGCUUUGUUUCUAUGGAAACAGAAGAGCCAGAAGUGCAGCUGCUGAGUCAGAUGCUGAUGGCAUUACGGGUGACACCUGCCCUCCACGAGGACCUGCAGGUGGAGGUCAUGAAGGUUUUGCUGUGCAUCACCUACUCUUCCACCUUCAGGAUCAAUGGCGAGAAUAUUCUGCGAAUUGCUGAGCUGUGCAUUCAGACGUAUGUGUCCAGCUGUCACCAGCGCAGCACAAACACGGCUGUGAGGGCCACACUGAGCCAGAUACUGGGUGACCUUACUCUCCAACUGCACCACAGACAGGAAAACCCGGUCAAUGGUGAUGUCUGCUCUGUGUUUGUAGAUAUCUCUCCGUCUGCUGAGGCCCUGUCUGAUGAGGUCAUCGCUGUGCUGACUGUUUUCUGCAAUAAACUGGAAGCUGCAAAUAAUGAGAAUCAGCUGCUCCAGUUGCUUUACCUGGAGUGUAUCCUGUCUAUGCUGAGCAGCUGUCCUCCAGCCAUGCACCUGCACACUGGCUUCACAGACCUGAUCUGGAAGAAGUUGUGUCCAACACUGGUGGUGAUUAUGGGAAAUCCCAUGAACGAUAAGACUAUUAGCUCCACCCACGGAGGGGCGGUCCAGGAGCCGGACAGCGCUUUAGUCUCAGGGGUAUUGGAUCAGGGCAGAGGCUCCGGCUGCUCCUCCAGCGCUCCGGCCAUGAUCGGACCGGUUAUCCGCACCAUCUGCUAUGUGGCAGCUGAUCUGGUGCGUCUGGUGGGUUGCAUGGAGUCCAUGAAGCCUGUCCUGCAGUCUCUAUACCAUCGCAUUCUGCUCUACCCACCUCCACAACACAGGGUGGAGGCCAUCAAAAUCAUGAAGGAGAUCUUGGGAAGCCCCCAGCGCCUCUUUGACCUGGCUGGUCCAUGUUCUGUUGAGCCAGAGUCCAGGAAGAGAUCUUUCUCCAAGAGGAAGUCUCAUCUGGACCUCCUCAAACUGGUCAUGGAUGGCGUGACGGAGGCCUGUGUGAAGGGAGGAAUCGAGGCUUGCUAUUCCUCUGUCUCCUGUGCGUGUGCCUUAUUAGGGUCUCUGGAUGAACUGAGCCAGGGCCGUGGCCUGCAGCCGGACCAGGCCAGAAUGUUGCUGCGGCGAUUGGAUGAGCUCAAGGAAGGAGCGGAGAUUACCCGGGAGUCAGUAGAACUUAACGAGGCAGAUUUCCGUUGGCAACGGCGUGUGCUGUCAGCCGAAAGCGCGGCGUGGGAGCCAGGCAUUAGCGACCGCAGUCCUGACAUUAGCAUCAGUGUGACGACAGACACGGGGCAAACCACACUGGAGGGGGAGGUGGGACAGACCACUCCGGAGGAGUGCGGGGAGGAACCUCGCUUGCCGUCUCCCUCGUCUUGUGGUACAGGGGCGCCUCCGGACCCCCCGCCCUGUGUGAGGGAAACUGGACCAGAAGCUUCUGCGGGGGUCCCCCCGGAUGUCGUCCAGCGUAGCCACGCCCUGGCCUACCCAGACAUCACCAACUUCCUGUCGGUGGAGUCUCGAGCCCGUUCGCACGGCUCACGCUACAGUGAAAGUAACUUCAGCGUGGACGAGCAGGAGCUGUCCCGCACAGAGUUCGACUCCUGCGACCAGUACUCCAUGGCUGCCGAGAAAGACUCCGGCCGCUCGGACGUGUCCGACGUCGGCUCUGACAACUGCUCGUUGGCCGACGAGGAUCAGACGCCCAGGGAGUGCAUGGGGCACAGGUCUCUGCGCACUGCCGCACUGUCUCUCAAACUGCUGAGGAAUCAGGAGGCAGACCAGCAGAGCGCACGGUUCUUUGUCCAGUCUCUGGCCAGUCUGGUCCCACGCCUGCUGGGAAUGGCCAGCCCCACAGAGGUGGACGUCUGCCUUCAGAACUUCUCAUCCUCAUUCUGCUCCGGCAUGCAAGGUGAGUUAGUGCAUUCACCCGGGGUGGAGGGCAGUGAGAAUCUCAGCUGUCAGGCGCUGAUGAAUGCAGACGGUCUCUAUCUGGUCUCAUAUUACGCCCUUCUCCUCAACCUUAAACUGUGCUGCUGGGACUUCUACCACAGAAAACCCAUGCCUCCAGUCAUCAGUCUGAAGGAGUUUGUUCGUCAGAUUCAGAGCAGCGGUGUACUGGUGGUUCUGUCCCAGGCCUGGAUAGAGGAACUGUACAAUCAGGUACUGGAGAGGAACCUGCUAGGAGAGGCCGGGUACUGGGGUUCCCCUGAUGACCACUCUCUGCCCCUUAUCACCAUGCUCACAGACAUCGACGGUCUGGGAAGCAGUGCCAUCGGUGGUCAGCUGAUCAGAAAGGCGUCUACACACUCAUCCUUUAGCUCUGACAAGAUUAACAACGACAUCCUGACAGCAGGGACUGUUUUUGCCCGCUACAUCCUGACUGGCUGCUGGAGGAAUUUGAUUGACACGUUGUCCACGCCCCUGACCGGCCGCAUGGCGGGCAGCUCCAAGGGCCUGGCCUUCAUCUUAGGAGCAGAGGGGAUGAAGGAGCAGAACCAGCGUGAGAGAGACACCAUCUGUCUGAGUCUGGACGGCCUGCGGAAGGCCGCCGCCCUUAGCUGCACGUUAGGUGUUGCAGCCAACUGUGCAUCUGCUCUGGCCCAGAUGGCUGCAGCCUCCUGUGUGCAGGAUGAGAAAGAGGAGAGAGAGAUAAGAGAACCUGGAGACGCCAUCACUCAAGUGAAGCAGCGUGUGGAGCAGCGGCUGGAGCAGAUGGGUCUGUCCCAGGGUGUGCGCCUGCACACGGCUCACGUGCUCUGCAUGGACGCCAUUCUCAACGUUGGCCUGGAGAUGGGCAGCCACAACCAGGACUGCUGGCCCCACGUGUUCAGGGUGGUGGAGUACGUCAGCUCUUUGGAACACAUGCACUUCAGUGAUGGCAGCUCCCAGCCGCCCAUAGCCAUCACCCAGGCCCAGCAGGCUGUGGACCUGGGGCUGGAGUUCAGCGGUGAGCCCAGCACCGCAGACCUGGAGCUGGGUCUGAGUCAGCCUGUCAUCCAGCCCGUCUCCAUCCAGGAGCUGCUGAGGGAGAGCAGCAGGUCCAAAGGCUUUGAGCUGCAGGGAAGCAGCCUGCUGACGGGGACCAGUGCGGCCAAGGCUGUGUGUAUGCUCUCCACACAGGCGGACAGGCUGUUUGAAGAUGCUGCAUGCAAACUCAACCUGGUGGGACUGGUGGGGUUCCUGCACCAGUUGAGAAAGGCCUCCCAGUCCCAGCUGUUUGACUCAGUCACGGAAACGGGAGACUACUCCUUAGCCAUGCCAGGGGAAGCCAAGUCAACACAGGACCGACGCAGUGCCCUACACCUCUUCAGACUGGGCGAAACCAUGCUACGCAUUGCCAAGAAUAAAAGCCAGCCUCUGUUGCACAUGAUGAGAGCCUGGAGUGUUGUGGCCCCUCACCUGGUGGAGGCGGCAUGUCACAAAGAACGGCACGUAUCCCAGAAGGCCGUGUCCUUCAUCCAUGACGUGCUGUUAGAGGUGCUGACCAGUUGGGCUGAGCUCCCGCACUUCCAUGUCAACGAGGCCCUUUUUCGCCCGUUUGAGCACAUUAUGCAGCUGGAGCUGUGUGAUGAGGACGUACAGGAUCAGGUGAUCACAUCCAUCGGGGAGCUGGUGGAGAUGUGUGCACCUCAGAUCCAGUCUGGCUGGAGGCCUCUCUUCAGCGCCCUCAGGACAGUGCACGGAAACAAGAGCGACAUGAAGGACUAUCUGAUGGGGGAAUACUCUAUGGGGAAAUCGCAGGCACCUGUGUUUGAUGUCUUUGAAGCCUUUAUCAACACGGACAACAUUCAGGUGUUUGCCAAUGCAGCGACGGAUUACAUAAUGUGCCUUAUGAAGUUUGUCAAAGGCUUAGGAGAGGGGGAUUAUAAAGAGAUUGGAGAUUGUGUUCAUAUGAGUGGCUACAGCUCCACUGACCUGUGCCUCCCAGCGCUGGAUUAUCUGAGGAGAUGUUCGCAGUUACUUGCAAAUAUCUACAAGAUGCCUUCAAAGCCCGUGUUUCUUGGUGCACGGCUGGCCAGUCUGCCCACACGGGCACAGGAACGCUCAGCGGGCAGUGAUGAGGGCAUGGAAAGUGUUUUGGCCGAAUUUGACGAUGCUACAGGUCUGAUCCAGGUGUGGACCCUGUUGCUGGAGCAGCUGACUGCGGCCGUGUCAAACUGCCCUCGCCAGCACCAGCCGCCCACACUGGAGCUUCUCUUUGAGCUUCUCAGAGACAUCACCAAAGUACCAGGGCCCGGCUUCGCCAUCUUCUCUGUGGUCCAGCUCCUCCUCCCUGUCAUGUCGCUAUGGUUGCAGCGUAGCCAUGGUGACCACUCCUACUGGGAUGUGGCAGCAGCGAAUUUUAAGCAUGCCAUUGGGUUGUCCUGUGAGCUGGUGGUGGAACAUAUCCAAAACUUCAUUCACUCAGAUAUCGGGUAUGAGAGUCUAAUCAACCUGAUGCUGAAGGACCUGCUGAAGCUGCUGGUGGCGUGUGUGGCUGAACCGGCGGAAACCAUCUCCAGAGUGGGCUGUUCCUGCAUCCGGUAUGUGCUGGUGACUGCAGGGCCAGUGUUUACUGAGGAGAUGUGGAGACUGGCAUGUUCCUCCCUGCAGGAGGCCUUCUCCGCCACGCUGGAACCGGUUAAGAACCUGCUGGCGUGUUUCCACAGCGGCUCGGACAGUUUUACAGGUGACGCCUGUGAAGUGAAGGUGGCCGCACCGUCACACUCAGCUUCUGCGGAGGCCGAGUACUGGAGAAUCCGUGCCAUGGCACAGCAGGUUUUUAUGAUGGACACUCAGUGUUCUCCAAAAACACCCAGCAGCAGGGAGGGCUUUGAGCAUGCUCAGUCCUGUGUGCUGAUUAUAGAACUGCCGUCUGAUCAGAAGGCCAACGGCCACACCCAGAAAAGGAUCCCCUUCAGGACCAUUGUGGUCAGUCUACUCUCCCACCAAGUGCUGCUGCAGAACUUGUAUGACAUUUUACUGGAGGAAUUUCGGAGGGGUUCGGGGGGUGGCGAGGGGGAGGACGCAGAGCGUGUCAUGCCCGUGGGGGAGGUCAAGCCCAUGGGUUUCCUUAACUACAUCUCCAUGCAGAACCUUGCUAUCAUCUUCGAUUUACUGUUAGAUUCGUACCGCACGGCACGAGACUUUGACACACGCCCGGGGCUAAAGUACCUCCUCAUGAGGGUGUCUGGUGUGUGUGGAGCUGCCAACCUCUACCGCCAGUCCGCAAUGAGCUUCACCAUUUACUUCCAGGCUCUGCUGUGUGCCAUGCUGAAUAACCAGGAGGGUAUCACAGUGGAGCAGGUGAAAAAGAUCUUGAGUGAGGAAGAGGAAGGUAGCUCAGAUUCAUCACAGCCUUGCUCAUCUGAGGAUGAAGAUAUCUUUGAGGAGACGGCCCAGGUGAGUCCACCGCGGGGCCGGGAGAAGCGGCAGUGGCGUGCGGCUCUCCCGUCUCUCAGCACGCAGCCGGCCAGCGGCAUGGACUGGGCCUGGCUCAUCAAACGGCUGCACAAGCUCUGCAUGGACCUCUGCAACAACUACAUCCAGAUGCAUCUGGACAUGGAGAGCGGCGCGGAUGAGCCGCCCGCCGCCCUGCUCCGGACGGAUCCCCUCUACUUCCUACCCCUCUUCCCCUCCGAAACCUCCACCCCUUCCCCGGGCGGCCCGUCCGCACACGGCACGCCUUUGGAGGACGGGCCGCGCCCGCCGGCCACGGGGAGCCCCUCGGAGGAGGCGCACGGCCCCGGCGCCGACGGCCCGCCCGCGCUCAGAGGAGGCGAGCGGAGGGACCCGGGGCGGAAAAAGGACUGGUGGGAGAGUGCUGGGAACAGGCUGUACACCAUCGCCACCGACAGGACCAUCUCCAAACUCAUGACCCAGUACAAGAAGCGCAAGCAGCAUCAGAGCCAGAGUGGCUUUGGAAAGGAGGCCAAGGCCGGGCAGAAGGGGACAGAGACUGGCUCGCUGAGAGGGCUCGGCUCCCCGGCGCCACAGCGGCCCCAGCAGCUGUUAGAGCAGCAGGGGCCCAUGCGUCACUCCUUCAGCGCAGGGCCGGAGGUGCUGAGACAGGACAAGAGACCACGCUCGGGCUCUACGGCCAGUUCAAACAAUAUAUCGCUCCGGGACUCGGAGGCACAGAUACAGGCGUGGACCAACAUGGUUCUGACCAUACUGAACCAAAUCCAGCUCUUACCCGACCAGACGUUCGUAGCUCUCCAGCCGGCCGUCUUCCCCUGUAUCAGUCAGCUGACCUGUCACGUCACCGACGCCAGGGUCCGACAGGCACUGCGUGAGUGGCUUGGGCGGGUGGGGCGGGUCUAUGACAUCACUCUGUGA